Eimeria tenella is the source of this 660-nucleotide messenger RNA. RefSeq names its product p36 protein, putative. The record is from RefSeq and is a predicted model, not a curated record. Bases 1 to 660 code for a protein of 219 amino acids. NCBI's taxonomy places the organism in Eukaryota, Apicomplexa, Conoidasida, Eucoccidiorida, Eimeriidae. The transcript has 5 exons.
AUGGCGUUGCCAUCCACUGCAGCAGAAAGCAGUUUCAGCAAAGGCACCAAGGCGCUCCGACUGAAAAAGCUUCUCUGCAAGGCCUUGUCGGCAAAAGAACCAUGCACAGCUCUUGCUGACGCUGUGAAAACAGGUGGCAUUCGUGUCAUUGCUGUUGACUUUGAUCUAACCAUGAUUACUGUGCAUUCAGGUGGCAGCGCUUCGAAUGUGCCUGAUAAUCCAAUAUUUACGUCCCUCUCUCCUGACUUUGAUGCGUUCGCAUCGGCGGUCACGUCUCGCGGGAUUCCUAUUGCCGUUGUGACCUUUGGAGAUCCACGGGCCAUCGCAUCACGUCCAGACCGCAUUGCAGGCGAGCCGCUAGUGCAACGUGUGCUUGAAGGGAGCGCUGCCUCGUUCAAAGUAGACGCGGUGUUUCCCUUUUAUCCCCCGCUUUAUCAGUGGCCAGCUGACUACAAGGUCUUGGGUUUAAAGGAACCUAUGCCUUUUAGCAAAUCAUUUCACAUAAGCAAGGUUCUUGAGCACUUCGGCGUCUCAAAGGAACAGGUGCUGCUCAUAGACGAUGACCCAAACAACUGUUCGGCAUUUGCAGCAGAAGGAGGCGUUUCACUCAGAGUUGCUGGCGACCGCGGAUUCGAUUGCGCAAACCUGGAAGUUGUUUAG